Messenger RNA from Hibiscus syriacus, 2073 nucleotides. RefSeq names its product DEAD-box ATP-dependent RNA helicase 3, chloroplastic-like. The transcript has 8 exons. Gene Ontology annotation, molecular function: nucleic acid binding; zinc ion binding; ATP binding. The record is from RefSeq and is a predicted model, not a curated record. Bases 14 to 1843 code for a protein of 609 amino acids. NCBI's taxonomy places the organism in Eukaryota, Viridiplantae, Streptophyta, Magnoliopsida, Malvales, Malvaceae.
GUAAAACGAGAAGAUGGCCUCCUUCCUCAGCUCCAUUCACCACACACCCUCACUGGAGCUCCCCUCCUCCGCCUCUAAUAGAAGGAUAAAGCCCAAUGCACCAACUUCUUCCUUCUCCUUCCCUUCUAAGUCUCAGUUCAACUCCCUCGUGCGGGCUGGGAGGCCGUUGCUUUUUGUUCCUCGCGAUUUUGCCACUCCCAGUUCGGUGCUCAGCGAGCAGGCCUUCAAUGGCCUCUCUCUUAUCCAAAACCAGGACAAACAAUAUGUCCAUGACACUCCAGCUAACCAACUUGACAUUUCCAAGCUGGGCUUGCCUCAGCGUCUCCUCCAGUCACUACUCAACCGAGGCAUCACUCACCUGUUCCCAAUUCAGAGAGCUGUCCUUGUACCGGCACUGCAAGGUCGAGACAUUAUUGCUCGAGCAAAGACUGGAACCGGCAAGACAUUAGCCUUCGGUAUACCAAUAAUAAAACGGCUCACUGAAGAUGCUACUCACCGGUUCUUGUUUAGGACAUCUGGUCGGCUUCCAAGAGUUUUGGUCCUCGCGCCUACACGAGAGUUAGCCAAGCAAGUUGAGAAAGAAAUUAAAGAGUCUGCAUCUUAUUUGAACACUGUUUGUGUUUAUGGAGGGGUAUCUUAUAGUAUACAGAAAAAUGCUCUUUCCCGUGGGGUUGAUGUAGUUGUUGGGACUCCUGGUCGAAUCAUUGACCUCAUAGAAAGUAAUUACCUCAAAUUGGGAGAAGUUGAAUAUCUGGUCCUUGACGAAGCUGAUCAGAUGCUUGCAGUUGGAUUUGAGGAGGCCGUCGAACAAAUUUUAGAAAAUCUUCCAUCAAAGAGGCAGAGCAUGCUUUUCUCUGCAACCAUGCCUUCUUGGGUUAAAAAGUUGGCAAAAAAAUACUUGGACAGUCCUCUGAAUAUUGACUUGGUUGGAGAUCAAAAUGAAAAGCUUGCCGAAGGGAUCAAACUUUAUGCAGUAUCAACCACUGCAACUUCAAAGCAGUCUGUUCUUAAUGGUCUCAUAACGGAUUAUUCAAAGGGUGGGAAAAGCAUUGUUUUUACACAAACAAAACGAGAUGCAGAUUAUGUGUCUAUUGCUUUAACAAAUAGCAUAGCAUCUAAGGCAUUGCAUGGUGAUAUUUCUCAACAUCAGAGGGAGAUAACAUUGAAUGGAUUUCGGCAAGGAAAAUUUACUGUGCUUGUUGCCACUGAUGUUGCAUCUCGUGGUCUUGAUAUUCCAAAUGUUGAUCUGGUUAUCCACUAUGAGCUUCCCAAUAAUGCAGAGACUUUUGUGCAUCGCUCUGGCCGUACUGGACGGGCAGGGAAGGAAGGUUCUGCAAUUUUGAUGUAUACUAAUAGCCAAAGGAGAACUGUCAAAACUCUUGAACGUGAUGUUGGGUGUAAGUUUGAGUUCAUUAGUUCUCCAGCUAUUGAGGAUUCAUCCCGGUCUCUUGUUAACUAUAAACAGUUGUCGGCUAUGCAUGAUGAUGGCCCUUCAAGUGAUUAUUAUGGCAAAUUUUCUUCAAGGGGUGGUUAUGCACGAGAAAUUAACAGAAGUCCGAGAAGUUUGAGGGCGUCUAGGGGUUGGAGCAAUGGCCAAGACUCCAGUAAUGAGGUUCGAGGUGGAAGAAAUAGUUGGGACCAGACUUCAAAAAGCGGUAGGGAUAAAUGGCUAAUUGGUAGUCACAGAUCAAACAGGUCAUUUUCGAAAAGCGGUAGGGAUGACUGGCUAAUUGGUGGUAGUAGCAGAUCAGACAGGUCAUUCUCCCGUGACAGAGGCUUUGGAGGUUCGUGUUUCAACUGUGGGCACCGUGGGCAUAUGUCGUCCGACUGCCCUGAAAAGUAACACCUCUGAUGUGUUGGUUCGAUAUCGGUCUUCCACACUGACUUGGGCUAUCUCGGGACAUUUGGUUUUUGACAGACAUUGGCCGUGGAGUGAUGAGAGUUGCUCCCCAAAUAUUGUUGCUAUUGUGGUCUGCCAUCAUCCCUUUUGAUUAGCGAGGGAACUCAUGUUGUGGUGGUCGUCGUGGCUAAUUCGAUCAUUUGCUAUAGGGGGGUGUUUUCACAUUAUUGCCA